AUGUCUUCCGAAAAGAAGGAUAAGCUCGAGCCGCAAAUCAAGUCCGUCGAUAUGACGGAGGAUAUGCAGCAGGAAGCUGUCGAAGUUGCGAUCGAGGCAAUGGAGAAGUACCACAUUGAGAAGGACAUUGCCCAGUAUAUCAAGCGAGAGUUUGACUCGCGCAAAGGAGCUACAUGGCAUUGUGUCGUUGGGAGGAAUUUCGGAAGCUUUGUUACACACGAGACGAAACACUUCAUUUACUUCUACCUCGGACACUGCGCCAUUCUUCUCUUCAAGACUCAAUAA
Messenger RNA from Aspergillus bombycis, 285 nucleotides. Its product is annotated as dynein light chain DYN2. Lineage: Eukaryota; Fungi; Ascomycota; Eurotiomycetes; Eurotiales; Aspergillaceae. Gene Ontology annotation, molecular function: dynein light intermediate chain binding; dynein intermediate chain binding. Gene Ontology annotation, biological process: microtubule-based process; cilium assembly. Bases 1 to 285 code for a protein of 94 amino acids. The transcript has 7 exons. The record is from RefSeq and is a predicted model, not a curated record. Gene Ontology annotation, cellular component: cytoplasmic dynein complex.